Hyalella azteca is the source of this 3388-nucleotide messenger RNA. RefSeq lists its product as uncharacterized. The transcript has 12 exons. The coding region runs from base 822 to 3200 and encodes 792 amino acids. Lineage: Eukaryota; Metazoa; Arthropoda; Malacostraca; Amphipoda; Hyalellidae. The record is from RefSeq and is a predicted model, not a curated record.
AACCUGUGAACGAAGGAGAUGUGCCAGACCAACCUGUGGACGAAGAAGUUGUGCCAGACCAACCUGUGAACGAAGGAGAUGUGCCAGACCAAUCUCUGAUUCACGUUGUGGCAGACCAAUUUGUUGGCGGCAAAGAAGCUGAGAAAAGCAGUGCUGCUGGUAGAAGUGUCCAAUCAAGAUAUAUCGAUUUCGCAGGUGACUCGACGAGAUUUUCCGAAGUGAAACAGACAUGUACUGACGUCUCGUGUGUGGAAACUUCAACAGCAACAAUUUAUGCUAGAGCAACUCCGAAUCCCAACUCCGCAUAUUUGGAUGCGUUCAGGGAUACAAAUAACUCUUCAAAUAUUUUGGAGCUACUAUCUGAUCAGACUCGGCUGGAUCAACUCCGGUGGGUGCUGGAACGAGGGCUGUCGGAUGAUCUGCCUUGUUUGGGUAGUUCAAGUUUAUUGAAACAAAUCGCUUCAGAAACAAACAGAGGAGUGCAAAGUAUAACUGGUAAUCAAAGCCAACUACUAAAUUAACUAGACCAGUUGGUUCGAGAUUUCCUUUGUAAUCGGGAAACUGGCGAACUUGACUAUAAAGUGUUGCAUGGAUUUGAAAAUAAUUGGUUGCUCAACGAGAAAUUUGUGAGGCUUCUCUUCAAGGGGAGAAUAAAAUCCAUUAAGUCGUGGUUCACGAGUCACCUCACUGACCUCAGCAACCUGACUGAUCCUCUUGUGGUAUAUAAAGGAGUUCUCUCCUCAAAAACCUUCAAUGUGCCUAAAGAAAAGUUCGUCCGAACUGUGUUUCUUCGCAAGGCUCUGCUUCUGGUGUUGUCCUGCAUGAUCCAACUCUAUCUCUCCCAAAAGUUCUCCCUCAUCCGAGGAUUUGCAAAGCUUGCAGAAGUUUGCAUCGACGGAAUGGCCAACCUGCAGCUACCUCGCUCGUCGUACAAGACACUCGACAAAUUAGCGAAUUAUUUUGUCGCCGACUGCUGCGCCAUCGAAUACUUGAGCCUCCACAGCCGGUGUGAAUUCUGCGACCAGUUCCUCCUAGCACUGCAACUACGCUACUUGCCUGCCAUCAACUUGAUAGCUGGGAUCGAUGCACCUCCAAUUUGCAGAUUCGGGAACGGAGACGAUGAUCUGGUGCAUGAAGAAGUCUACUGCUGGAGCUUUGACGACAAUAAACCUGGAGCCGGCGAUAGCGACUACUUCAACCGCCUCGUCUCGUGUGUCUUACUCCAGGCCAUCUCAGCCGGCAUAGUGCAGAGCAAGGCUCUAAUGGCAGCAGAAUCUCAGCAUGAGGUUGAUGAUGCUUUAGAGGUCAUCGCAGGCACAAUAUUAACUCUUGAUGAAUGCGAACAGCAAUCGAAGCUGGGAAGUGAAACUGAUCACAUGCGCUCAGUGAUUUUCUUCACCAAGUAUCGACUGAUGAGUUUAAGAGCUCGCUAUAUGGUGGCUUCGAGUGCUGCAUCUACUAGCAAAUGCCCCAUAACGGACCUACAUAAAUCAAGCGGCAUCCUGCUGAGUCUGGCCACGAGUCUCGAGAAGCGGGUCCCCGGAGUGGCCUGUCCCCAUAGGAAGAAAUACCAGAAUCUUCUUCGCCUCGCAGCUACGCUGAACAAGGCCCGUAACAAAAUCUUACAGCACGCAACCGAGGAAGUUUGUGAUCCGUCGGUUGACUAUUGUACGGAACUUCUACCGGAUCAGCCACCGGAGCAACCCACGGACAGUGCGGAGACGCACAAACUCCUCGGUGCCCUGGCCGGCUUAACUCAUGUUUACCUCGUGCUAUAUAAGUCGGGAAUAACGUCUGCUGCAGAGUUGGACAAGAAGGCUAAACAGCGCCUGCGUGAUGCUCUCGAGAAAGUUUUUGCCGGAGUUGGAAGUGCAGAUGCCAGGAGCCAAUGUCUGGGCCUGUUCUACGAAACCUGGCAUGGCUACAAUGCUCGCCUCAUAAGCCGAGAUGCAGCAGACGUGACAGUUGCGCAACGAGUGGAGAGCUUCCGUCUCUGCAUGGGCGUUCUGUUGGUUCUUGCUGUCCAUCAGCUAGCGGGACAUACGGAAGAGAGUUCUGACGUCGACUGUGAGAAGAAAAAGAAGAGGGAAGAGAGUUCUGACGUGGACUGUGAGAAGAAAAAGAAGAGUGAAAAGAGUCCUGACGUGGACUGUGAGAAGAAAAAGAAGAGGGAACAGAGUUCUGACGUGGACUGUGAGAAGAAAAAGAAGAGGGAAGAGAGUUCUGACGUCGAACGUAAGAAGAAUAAUAAUAAGGAUAUCGCCGUUCAUAAGAAUACAAAGAGCAAUCCAACGACAAGUUUUAAAAAUAAAUUAAUAAGAGGCGAAAAAAUCGACUGUUCAGAAACCAGAAAACAUUCUCAGAAUGUUCUCCCUCAUGAAAGUUUUGAGAAAAGUUCAGAUAAGAAAGCCUUGGAAGAGCAGUCUAAGAAUACACCUCUUUCGUGGUUUUUCCAAGUUAUGACCGAAAAAUUGCUCGGACUGUUUCCGUUCGACAUCCCUUUAAGCUCUUUUAUUGCUCAUUCCAUGCUGCCAGCUCUUGGGAAUCUGGAGUGUGACUUGGAGUCUGAAGAGCCAACAAACUUCGAUUCACAUCUGGAUGACUGCCUAACCGUCGAAGGUCUGAGCGUGGCACGGCUUGUGCUUAAUUCGUUUUUGAAUGAGAAUCUGCCUGAUAAGGAAUUUCGUUUAGAAACUUUCAUCGCUUGGACAGAAAUGGCUGCGUGGCAGAAUGUGAUGCUCCAUUCCGUAGAUGGAUUAGAGUCAAUCGCUAUCUCGGCUACUACUGGUUUCUCGAACGUGGACAUUAAGUCGCUCAGAACUGAAGAAGAUCUCGAAAUACUGGCAAGACUGUACGCUGGUCCCUUGAUCGACUUUGACCAUCCAAUGGAGGCCACACUGAAGGAUUACCUCGAGACCCUCACUGACGUACACGAAAAUUUGUUGCAUCUUUUGACCCGAGAGGACGGAGGCGGACGGUCUGCUGAUCGCGUCAAGAACAAGCCUCGCCAAACUAAAGGCAAAAUUCAGCCUAGGAAAGAGAGCCUACUGGACGUGCCCACGCUACAGACGCUGUGUCUCUUGCUCAGAGACGAGCAGCAGAAGGAAGAACCUCCCAGCGUAGCUAGCGUGCGGGCGCUCCUGCAUCAGGCACACACGCUUAUUGACAAGGAGCCGUUUACUUUCAAAAUACUUGACUAGAGCCAAACAACUAAUUAUUAAUUUAUUUUGAUAUUGAACGAGUGACCCACGCACUAAAAGUUUUUAUACCCAAUCAGUGUAAGUAGACGUGUUGCCAGUCAAUCGGCUAAAUCAACGGUACAUGUUCUCAUUAGUUUCAUUCAAUCAUUCAAUCCUUUUUAUUUUUCAUUUAGCAAUUUUUUCUACUA